Messenger RNA from Pseudophryne corroboree (corroboree frog), 3720 nucleotides. RefSeq names its product collagen alpha-1(I) chain-like. The record is from RefSeq and is a predicted model, not a curated record. Lineage: Eukaryota; Metazoa; Chordata; Amphibia; Anura; Myobatrachidae. The coding region runs from base 1 to 3720 and encodes 1239 amino acids. The transcript has a single exon.
AUGGAGUCAGCACCAGGCGGGGAGCGGAGGAGGAGAGAGAGCCCCGGAGUCAGCGCCAGGCUGGGAGCGGAGGAGGAGCGGGAGCCCCAGAGUCAGCGCCAGGCCGGGAGAGGAGGAGGAGAGGGAGCCCCAGAGUCAGUGCCAGGGUGGGAGCAGAGGAGGAGAGGGAGCCCCGGAGUCAGCGCCAGGCUGGGAGCGGAGGAGGAGAGGGAGCCCCGGAGUCAGCGCCAGGCCGGGAGCAGAGGAGAGGGAGCCCUGGAGUCAGCGCCAGGCCAGGAGCAGAGGAGGAGAGGGAGCCCCUCAGUCUGCACCAGGCUGGGAGCGGAGGAGGAGAGAGAGCCCCGGAGUCAGCACCAGGCCAGGAGCAGAGGAGGAGAGGGAGCCCCGGAGUCAGCGCCAGGCCGGAAGCGGAGGAGUAGAGGGUGCCACGGAGUUAGCGCCAGGCUGGGAGCGGAGGAGGAGAGGGAGCCCCGAAGUCAGCGCCAGGCCAGGAGCGGAGGAGGAAAGGUAGCCAUGGAGUCAGCGCCAGACUGGGAGCGAAGGAGGAGAGGGAGCCCCAGAGUCAGCACCAGGCUGGGAGCAAAGGAGGAGAGGGAACCCCGGAGUCAGCACCAGGCCGGGAGUGGAGGAGGAGAGGUAGCCCUGGAGUCAGCGCCAGGCCAGGAGCAGAGGAUGAGAGGGAGCCCCAGAGUCAGCGCCAGGCUGGGAGCGGAGGAGAAGAGGGAGCCCCGGAGUCAGCGCCAGGCCGGGAGCGGAGGAGGAGAGGGAGCCCCGGAGUCAGCGCCAGGCCGAGAGCGGAGGAGGAGAGGGAGCCACAGAGUCAGCGCCAGGCAGGGAGCAGAGGAGGAGAGGGAGCCCUGUAGUCAGUGCCAGGGUGGGAGCAGAGGAGGAGAGGGAGCCACGGAGUCAGCACCAGGCGGGGAGCGGAGGAGGAGAGGGAGCCCCAGAGUCAGCGCCAGGCCGGGAGCGGAGGUGGAGAGGGAGCCCCGAAGUCAGCGCCAGGCCAGGAGCGGAGGAGGAACGGUAGUCAUGGAGUCAGCGCCAGACUGGGAGCGGAGGAGGAGAGGGAGCCCCAGAGUCAGCACCAGGCUGGGAGUGGAGGAGGAGAGGGAACCCCGGAGUCAGCACCAGGCCGGGAGCGGAGGAGGAGAGGGAGCCCUGGAGUCAGCGCCAGGCCAGGAGCAGAGGAGGAGAGGGUUCCCCGGAGUCAGCGCCAGGCUGGGAGCGGAGGAGAAGAGGGAGCCCCGGAGUCAGCGCCAGGCCGGGAGCAGAGGAGGAGAGGGAUCCCCGAAGUCAGCGCCAGGCUGGGAGCAGAGGAGGAGAGGGAGCCCCGGAGUCAGCACCAGGCCGGGAGCGGAGGAGGAGAGGGAGCCCUGGAGUCAGCGCCAGGCCGGGAGCGGAGGAGGAGAGGGAGCCCUGGAGUCAGCGCCAGGCCAGGAGCAGAGGAGGAGAGGGAGCCCCGGAGUCAGCGCCAGGCCGGGAGCGGAGGAGGAGAGGGAUCCCCGAAGUCAGCGCCAGGCUGGGAGCGGAGGAGAAGAGGGAGCCCCGGAGUCAGCACCAGGCCAGGAGCAGAAGAGGAGAGGGAGCCCCGGAGUCAGCGCCAGGCCGGGAGCGGAGGAGGAGAGGGAGCCACAGAGUCAGCGCCAGGCUGGGAGCGGAGGAGGAGAGGGAGCCCCGAAGUCAGCGCCAGGCCAGGAGCGGAGGAGGAAAGGUAGUCAUGGAGUCAGCGCCAGACUGGGAGCGGAGGAGGAGAGGGAGCCCCAGAGUCAGCACCAGGCUGGGAGUGGAGGAGGAGAGGGAACCCCGGAGUCAGCACCAGGCCGGGAGCGGAGGAGGAGAGGGAGCCCUGCAGUCAGCGCCAGGCCAGGAGCAGAGGAGGAGAGGGUGCCCUGGAGUCAGCGCCAGGCUGGGAGCGGAGGAGAAGAGGGAGCCCCGGAGUCAGCGCCAGGCCGGGAGCAGGGGAGGAGAGGGAUCCCCGAAGUCAGCGCCAGGCUGGGAGCAGAGGAGGAGAGGGAGCCCCGAAGUCAACGCCAUGCUGGGAGCAGAGGAGGAGAGGGAUCCCCGAAGUCAGCGCCAGGCUGGGAGCAGAGGAGGAGAGAGAGCCCCGGAGUCAGCACCAGGCCGGGAGCGGAGGAGGAGAGGGAGCCCUGGAGUCAGCGCCAGGCCGGGAGCGGAGGAGGAGAGGGAGCCCUGGAGUCAGCGCCAGGCCAGGAGCAGAGGAGGAGAAGGAGCCCCGGAGUCAGCGCCAGGCCGGGAGCGGAGGAGGAGAGGGAUCUCCGAAGUCAGCGCCAGGCUGGGAGCGGAGGAGGAGAGGGAGCCCCGGAGUCAGCACCAGGCCAGGAGCAAAGGAGGAGAGGGAGCCCCGGAGUCAUCGCCAGGCCGGGAGCGGAGGAGGAGAGGGAGCCACGGAGUCAGCGCAAGGCUGGGAGCGGAGGAGGAGAAGGAGCCCCGGAGUCAGCGCCAGGCCGGGAGCGGAGGAGGAGAGGGAUCUCCGAAGUCAGCGCCAGGCUGGGAGCGGAGGAGGAGAGGGAGCCCCGGAGUCAGCACCAGGCCAGGAGCAAAGGAGGAGAGGGAGCCCCGGAGUCAGCGCCAGGCCGGGAGCGGAGGAGGAGAGGGAGCCACGGAGUCAGCGCAAGGCUGGGAGCGGAGGAGGAGAAGGAGCCCCGAAGUCAGCACCAGGCCAGGAGCGGAGGAGGAAAGGUAGCCACAGAGUCAGUGCCAGACCGGGAGCAGAGGAGAGGGAGCCAUGGAGUCAGCACCAGGCGGGGAGCGGAGGAGGAGAGGGAGCCCCGGAGUCAGCGCCAGGCUGGGAGCGGAGGAGGAGCGGGAGCCCCAGAGUCAGCGCCAGGCUGGGAGAGGAGGAGGAGAGGGAGCCCCAGAGUCAGUGCCAGGGUGGGAGCAGAGGAGGAGAGGGAGCCCCGGAGUCAGCGCCAGGCUGGGAGCGGAGGAAGAGAGGGAGCCCCGGAGUCAGCGCCAGGCCGGGAGCAGAGGAGAGGGAGCCCUGGAGUCAGCGCCAGGCCAGGAGCAGAGGAGGAGAGGGAGCCCCUGAGUCAGCGCCAGGCUGGGAACGGAGGAGGAGAGGGAGCCCCGAAGUCAGCACUAGGCCAGGAGCAGAGGAGGAGAGGGAGCCCCGGAGUCAGCGCCAGGCCGGAAGCGGAGGAGGAGAGGGAGCCACGGAGUCAGCGCCAGGCCAGGAGCGGAGGAGGAAAGGUAGCCAUGGAGUCAGCGCCAGACUGGGAGCGGAGGAGGAGAGGGAGCCCCAGAGUCAGCACCAGGCUGGGAGCGGAGGAGGAGAGGGAACCCCGGAGUCAGCGCCAGGCCGUGAGUGGAGGAGGAAAGGUAGCCCUGGAGUCAGCGCCAGGCCAGGAGCAGAGGAGGAGAGGGAGCCCCAGAGUCAGCGCCAGGCUGGGAGCGGAGGAGAAGAGGGAGCCCCGGAGUCAGCGCCAGGCCGGGAGCGGAGGAGGAGAGGGAGCCCCGGAGUCAGCACCAGGCGGGGAGCGGAGGAGGAGAGGGAGCCCCAGAGUCAGCGCCAGGCCGGGAGCGGAGGAGGAGAGGGAGCCCCGGAGUCAGCGCCAGGCCGGGAGCGGAGGAGGAGAGGGAGCCCCGGAGUCAGCGCCAGGCCGGGAACGGAGGAGGAGAGGGAGCCCUGCGCCAGGACUGCACACCCAUCCCGCUACCAGGCUGUUGAAUGACGUCAUCAGAUGUGGACCGCCCAGCUGA